This is a messenger RNA of Camarhynchus parvulus, 2330 nucleotides long. It is a transcript of the gene FRMD7, whose product is annotated as FERM domain containing 7. Gene Ontology annotation, molecular function: cytoskeletal protein binding; guanyl-nucleotide exchange factor activity. NCBI's taxonomy places the organism in Eukaryota, Metazoa, Chordata, Aves, Passeriformes, Thraupidae. Gene Ontology annotation, cellular component: cytoskeleton. The transcript has 12 exons. The record is from RefSeq and is a predicted model, not a curated record. The coding region runs from base 1 to 2085 and encodes 694 amino acids.
AUGCUGCACCUCAAAGUCCAGUUCCUGGAUGAUUCCCAGAAGAUCUUUGUAGUUGAUCAAAAAUCCUGUGGGAAAGGGCUCUUCAGCCUCACCUGCAGCCACCUGAACCUCGUGGAGAAGGAGUAUUUUGGGCUGGAGUUUCACAGCCAGGCUGGGAACCAGGUCUGGUUGGAACCACUAAAACCCAUAACAAAGCAAGUGAAAAAUCCUAAGGAGGUUCUUUUCAAAUUUAUGGUGAAAUUUUUCCCAGUGGACCCCGGCCACCUGAGAGAAGAACUGACCAGGUACCUCUUCACCCUCCAGAUCAAGAAGGACCUGGCCCAGGGGCGGCUGCCCUGCAGCGACAAGAGCGCCGCGCUGCUCGUCUCCCACCUGCUGCAGUCCGAGCUGGGCGACUUCCACGAGGAGACAGACCAGCAGCACCUGGCCACACACAGGUACCUGCCCAACCAGGAGUACCUGGACAACAAGAUCAUGCACUACCACCGGAGACACAGAGGGAAGACGCCGGCCGAGUCGGACGCUCAGCUGCUGGACGUGGCCAGGAAGCUGGAGAUGUACGGGAUCCGCCCCCACCCCGCCAGCGACGGCGAGGGGACACAGAUCAACCUGGCCGUGACACACAUGGGGGUGCUGGUGCUGAGGGGCAAUACAAAGAUCAACACCUUCAACUGGUCCAAAAUUCGCAAACUGAGUUUCAAGAGGAAGCACUUUCUCAUCAAGCUCCAUGCGAACAUCUCUGCACUGUGCAAGGACACGCUGGAGUUCACCAUGGCCAGCCGGGACACCUGCAAGGCCUUCUGGAAGACGUGUGUGGAGUACCACGCCUUCUUCAGGCUCUCUGAGGAGCCCAAGUCAAAGCCCAAAGCCCUUCUGUGCAGCAAAGGUUCCAGCUUCCGCUACAGUGGCAGGACUCAGCGGCAGCUGCUGGAGCACGGGAGGAAGGCUAAGAUGAAGAGCCUGCCCUUUGAGAGGAAACACUACACAUCCCGCUAUGAUGAGAGGCAGUGCCGCUCCUCCCCGGACCUCCUGACGGAUGUAUCAAAGCAGGUGGAGGAGCUGCGCCUGGCCUACGGCAGCCGAGGCUCCUACCACGCCAACGGCGUGCACGGCUCCGAGCCCACCCUGGACAGCCGGCGCCGCAGCUCCACCAUGGAGGUGACCUUUGCUGCUGAGCUGGAGCGCUCCAAGCCCGAAGCAUCCCCCACCUUCCUGCCCCACUCCAAGAGCUCGUCUGCCUUCCCCCUGCUCUACGCCGAGCUGGAGAUGGAGCGGGCGUGGGAGCCCAUUGACCUCUUUGGAGCCAGAAAUCCCUUGACAUCCUUCCGACCCCACCACCAGUUCGCUGGGAACAGCAAGAGCACCUCUGUGGGCAACAUGCGGGAGGUGAGCGCCCGGCAGCUGGUGUACAUGGAUGUGCCCUGUCCCCUGCCUGUGGUGGCCCCGGCGCCCCCUGUGCUCUUCUAUCUGGACAGGGCCCUGCAGCCCCCAUGCCCUGCACUGGCCCCUGGUGAGGACACAGCAGGACCGGCCGGUGCAAGCGGCCCCACGGCAGCAAAACCCCCCCGGCAGAGCCCGAGCGGGGCCCAGGCUGGGCAGCUCCAUGAUGAGGCUGCAGGCACAGCCGUUGGCACGAGCAUGGCGGGGGACAGCAGGUCCCUGGCUCGCCCCUUCGCUUAUGGCCUUCAGGACCAGCCUCCCAAGCGCUCCUGGAGCCAGUCAGACAUGAAAACCAUCCGCUUCCCCUAUGGCUCGGAGUUCAGGCCCCUGGGGCCGUGCCCUGCUCUCAGCAGUCGCAAAGGGGGUGUUUUCUGGCACGUCCCAGCCCAGCAAGGGCUGGCUCCGGGGCUGCGGCGCUGCCCCGAACGCUACCUGGGCAGCAGCACCGAGUCCAGCGACUCGGACCCGGAGCUGCUGGGCGCCGAGCACUGCUCCCGGUACGGCCGCGUGCUGCGCUCGCCCAUGGCCCGCGUGCGGCUCUCCUCGGGCAGCCUCCAGCUGGAUGAGGAGGAUGAGGAGGUGUCCUUUGCCACCAGUGCUGCUGAGGAGAGGAUUUCCAGAGGGGCCUCCAAGUAUUUUACCUAGGUGCCUGACACCGGCCAGAGGAAGCGGAGGUGGCCGGUGCUGACCCAGGGUCAAAGAAUGGUGACACUCUGUGUGCAGGUCUGCUUACAGCUUAUGAAACAUUGAUGGGAUCAUUGUGUGAGUGCUCUUAGCUCUAGAGGAUGUGUUAAUGGACAUCAGGGUGUGUUCAGAAGCAUUCAGCCCCAGCACCACACUUUGAAGCUGGUUUGCCUCUGCCACACAUCUUCAGAGGGAGGUCUUGCUUC